This is a messenger RNA of Phymastichus coffea, 1751 nucleotides long. RefSeq names its product solute carrier family 52, riboflavin transporter, member 3-like. NCBI's taxonomy places the organism in Eukaryota, Metazoa, Arthropoda, Insecta, Hymenoptera, Eulophidae. The record is from RefSeq and is a predicted model, not a curated record. Gene Ontology annotation, molecular function: riboflavin transmembrane transporter activity. The transcript is spliced from 3 exons. Bases 441 to 1742 code for a protein of 433 amino acids. Gene Ontology annotation, cellular component: plasma membrane. Gene Ontology annotation, biological process: riboflavin transport.
GUCCAACCGUACGCUCGAUCCUUGUAGUCGAUGCGAGAAAAAGCAACAGCCAAGUUGAAGGAAAAAUUUAAUCAAACGUCGGCCGAGAUCUUUUGAAAAAAAAAAGUUAUUUCACUUCUUUUUCCCUUGUUUCGGCUUUCAUCUGGUGCUAGUGUGCUUUAACUCUAAUCUUCGCGUUAAAGUGUCGUUGUACCUAACGUUACAACACACCUGUGUAUGAUUGAAGGACUUUAUUUAUUAAGCAAGAAUUUCAUCGUAUCUUUCUCAUACAACUUGCCUACGUCUAAAUCGUUCUUCGCUGGUUGACUACGUGACACAGCAUACGAAGACGUGAUGCGGCAAAAAGAAAAGUUAACAAGAGACAAUAAAAUUUUAAAUUAACCAGUAGAUCAUUCAAGAACAUUUUUGAUUGAAGAAUUGAUACCAAACAGGCCUUAGCAAUGAGUACAAAGCUUUCGCAUAAACUAAGCAACAGGAAAAUCCUAGUGGAUAUUUUAGCUCUUUUAUUUGGGCUUGGAACAUGGGUUGGAGUUAAUGGAAUUUAUGUGCAACUACCACUACUGGUCAACAGUGCAAUAGAAAAAUGGAAUCUGCCAGCUUACAUGGUUUUGAUAGUGCAAUUUGCAAAUUUAGGACCUAUCCUGUACACUCUUUACGUUAAGUACUUUGCACGUACAAAAGAUCAUUACAUAAUAUAUGGUCUGCUUGCUGUCGGAUCAUUAUCACUUUUCCUUUUGGCAUUUGUAUAUAACCAAACAUCAGUAAUUUUUGGGAACAAACAUUCGUCAGCGCUACUAUUUUUGAUGUUCAUUUUAUCAUUUGUGGGUUGUACCAGUUCUGUACUUUUUACACCUUACAUGAGAAAUUAUAGAGAAAUUUAUUUGGUGUCUUACAUUAUUGGAGAAGGGUUGAGUGGAUUUAUUCCAAGUAUAAUAGCUUUGAUUCAAGGUGUUGGAGGCAAUCCACAGUGUCAUAAUGUUACCAAGCCAGGAGGGCCUCUGGAAUUUACGACUCGAUAUCCAGAUCCUAGAUUUUCACCAACCAUAUUUUUCAUUUUGUUAGGCAUCUUGUUAUUUGUAUGUUUCUUAGCAUUCAUAGGAUUAAUGAAAUUAAAAGUUGCUAGAGGAGAAAGAGUAAAAUUACCAGCUAGUACGGAAACUCUUCCAACAGAUUUGAAUGCACCUCCUAGUUAUAAAACUAAUUCUGGUUGGAAAAUGUCUAAUCAAGUUUAUGUUUACUUACUUGGUAUGAUGGCUGUCAUUUGCUUACUCAACAAUGGAAUAUUGCCAAGUAUUCAAUCCUACUCAUGUCUACCAUAUGGUAAUGUAGCUUAUCAUUUGACAGUCACUCUCUCUUCUAUGGCUGGACCACUGGCUAUGUGCUUAGGUUUUAUAGUCCAAAAUCCCAAAGUGAAUUUAUUAUCAGAACUGAUGGUAAUCGUCUUGGGACUCGGUGCCCUUGUUUUCUACAUUGCAGUGCAGUCUCCUUCACCGCCAUGGCAAUAUUCAUGGGUAGGCAUAUUCCUUGUUGUAACUGCAUGGAUAUUAGUAUUUGGGAUCAGUGGUUUUGUAAAAUUGGGAAUCAUCACUUUAUUCCGGCCAGAUCCAGGUAGAGGAUUAUAUUAUACAGGAGUUGCCACUCAGCUUGGCUCUUUGGUGGGAGCUAUUACAUCAUUUAUAUUAGUCAAUCAUACAAAAAUAUUUCAAUCAUACUCUCCUUGCGAUUCUUUAAUGGGGAAAUAAUGUUUUGUG